Messenger RNA from Sander lucioperca (pikeperch), 5352 nucleotides. It is a transcript of the gene trak2, whose product is annotated as trafficking protein, kinesin binding 2. Gene Ontology annotation, molecular function: GABA receptor binding. The coding region runs from base 276 to 3356 and encodes 1026 amino acids. Gene Ontology annotation, biological process: neurogenesis; anterograde axonal transport of mitochondrion. Gene Ontology annotation, cellular component: dendrite. The record is from RefSeq and is a predicted model, not a curated record. The transcript has 15 exons. NCBI's taxonomy places the organism in Eukaryota, Metazoa, Chordata, Actinopteri, Perciformes, Percidae.
UCUUACUGUCGCACGCUGAUGAUUCGUAGCUGUUUGCCAUCUCCCUCCCUUCCGCUCCAUUGUUUGAGAUUUGGUGAGGGCAUUGAGAGACACCGUAAAUGUAACACUGAAAUUGUCAAUGCUGUGGAAUACCAUUGACAUCGGGUAAAGGUGUGCGUGUGCACCACCCAUCAGUGCAGGGACAGGAUGUGAGGUCACAGCGAUAGCGGCUCCCUGUUUCAGUCCUGCUUUGUGUUUACGAUUGGGGGGGGCCCCUCCCACUCAAAGGACAGGACAUGUUUGAAGUCAAACCCCGGGCAGUGGAGAAGAAAGAGUCCAGCACUGAGACAGAUGAGGGGCUGGGCAGCAGCGGGAAGCAUUACGGCUCGCUGGGCUCGGGCUCGGCCGACUCCGGCUCCGUCUACCUGUCCGACAGCCAGGACUGGGUGGUCUCCCCGAGCUUCUCUCCGGACGAAGGCCCCGGCCAGCACAGUGCCAUCUCCCCCAUGCUGGCCGAGGAGACCUUCCGCUACAUGAUCCUCAGUGCUGAUCGCGUGGAGCAGAUGACCAAGACUUACAAUGACAUUGAAGUGGUCUCGCACCUUUUGGCCGAGCGGGACAGAGACUUGGAGCUGGCAGCUCGGAUCGGGCAGUCCCUUCUGCAGAGGAACCACCUGCUGCAGGAACGCAACGAGGCCUUAGAGGAGCAGCUGGCACAGGCCCUAGACCAGGUUCACCAGCUGCAGCAUGAGCUCAGUAAGAAGGACGAGUUGCUACGGAUGGUGGCCAGCGCUUCGGAGGAGAGCGAGACGGACUCCAGCGUGUCCACGCCGCUGUGCCAGCCUAAGCUGCUGGGGGGAACCGCCGCUGCCGCACUCAGCCAACUGGAGUCUCUGCAGAGCAAGCUGCAGGAGCUGGAGGAGGAGAACCUGUCGCUGAGGUCGGAGGCUUGCCAACUGAAGAGCGACACCAUCACCUAUGAGGAGAAGGAGCAGCAGCUAGUGAGCGACUGUGUGAAGGAGCUCCGUGAGUCCAACAGCCAGAUGGUGUCUCUGACAGAUGAACUGUCUCAGAAGAACGAGGAGCUGCUCAGACACCAGGAGGAAAUCGCUCAGCUGCUCUCCCAGAUAGUGGAGCUGCAACACAGAGUGAAGGAGCUGGCUCUGGAGAAAGAGGAGCUGAGGAUCCACCUGCAGGCAUCUAAAGAUUCUCAGAGACAGCUCACAGCAGAGCUGGACGAGUUGGCAGACAGGAAUGUGGAGUGUGUAGAGAUGCUCCAUGAAGCCCAGGAGGAGAUCAAAGAACUUCGCAGUAAAAACGCUCCCUCUGCCGGGCUGCGGAGGCACCUUUCCUACGGCCUCUACCCCAUGGACUCUCUGGCAGCAGAGAUCGAGGGCACCAUGAGGAGAGAGCUGAGUGUAGAGGAGGAGACCGCCUCUCUGGACCAAAGAGUAUCCCUGAAGAAAGUCUUUCAAACAGUCCGCUCCAUCAACGCCACAGCAUCGCGGCCAGCGUCGGCCACCCCUCCUAUCCCUGGCUCAGGACAGAGCUCUCUAGUGAUGACUGCACAGCCCUUUACGUCCACUCAGGGGUACGUUACGAAGAAUAUUCCUGUCUUGCGUUUUAAAUCGAGGAUGACAUUUGUGCCCUUUCAGCUCAAUAUAUGUGCGCGUGUUUGCAGGGAGGAGGUUCCAAUUGGCCAGCCUGGCUGUCCAGGAGGAAAUGACCUGACCAGAGCCCUGCACCGGCUGUCGCUGCGGCGACAGAACUUCCUGUGCGAGCGCCAGUUCUUCCAGGCGGAGCGCGAGAAGAAGCUGCAGUCCCUGGCGGGGGCCGAGGGAGACGUGGAGAGCAGCGGCUGCAGCUCACCAAUGGGCAGCGUGCUCUCGUCCUUCUCCAACCUGUCAGAACUCUCCUUCAGUUCCAGCAUUUUCAAGACCUUCCUGCCUGAGAAGCUUCAGAUUGUCAAGCCCAUGGAAGGCUCACUGACGCUCCAUCACUGGCAGCAGCUGGCUAAACCACACCUGGCCACCAUCUUGGACCCCCACCCUGGGGUGGUGACCAAAGGUUUCUGCCCACUGGUUCAGGACGCUGUCUACCGCUUGUCUGAUAUGGAGGAGGACGAAGAGGAUGAAGAGCACAGAGGUGUCAAGGAGAAGGGGGCGGCAGAGCGGGGCAAGGAAGAGGAGGACGAGGAGGAAGGCGGGAUCACCUUUAAGGUGCGCUUUUCGUCUACCCCAGACGAAAGGAAAGACAGAAAGCAAUCGGUGUCGCCUCUCCCUGUCCCACCUCUCUCCCCCACCCUGCCGACAUCCCCCGGGACACCUGCCACGUCCUCCUCAGCCAGAUCAGAAGUCUGUCUGACCCCCGCACCCCGACAUGGCACUGAGAAAUCCAGCUCCUCAUCUCAGCCCAUUUCAGGAGCCUGUACAACAGUGGUCCACUCACAAAGUCAGAUUUGCAUCUCCACAUCAACAACAACGUCUUCUUAUGUCCAAAAUCCAGGGAAGUGUCCGGGCUCCACCUCCUCUACCUACACCUUCACGACCUGCUGCAUCCUGCACCCCAGUGACAUCACACAGGUCACCCAAAGUUCUCAGUCGUCCCUCAUGGCCAACAUACCCAGCUCCAUGAGGACAGGUCCCAGUACCCCUGUGACUCCUUGCAGGUUGAGUCUGGGGGACUGCUUUCCCCCCCGACGCCCCCCUGUGCCCACCCGCGGUCUGGCCAAGCUGGUCCUGGAGAGGGGCAUUUCUGCACAAGUCUCCACUGACACCCCUCCUCCAUCCCCGAAACAAACACCCCGGCAGCCCCUCUUCCGCCUCCUCCCAAACACACCCCCCAACUCCCCCUCACACUCACCUUCUCCCUCCCCGGUGCCCCCGGAGUCCCACCAGCACCCGGCGGACAAUUUCCUAGCCUCGCGGCCGGCAGAACUUUUCCUCCAGGACGUUUAUGGGUUGAAUCUGGGCCGCGCCCCACAUCCCGAUCUACCAAGCUAUUCCCAGGAAACUCUAACCCGUGUCCCAUCCCUUAAGUCAGGUCGAGCCAGGCCUGACCUCGGCCUAGUGGAGAGGCUACGGCGGCUGGGAUUCACUAAGGUGCUCCAGGGAGCAGAGUCCGAGGCUUCAGCGCCACGCCAGGAUGCUGCUACUUUUGUGUCAGCAGGCGGAGGGAGCCUGCUGGAUGGCCUGAGGCGCAACCAAAGCCUCCCAGCCAUGAUUGGUGCCCGAGCGGGGAAGUCAGCCGGUCACCCGACACCUCCGCCUCACCCCACCACCCUGGACAUCCCCGCACCACCCUGGGGAAACCCCAAAGAACGGCGCCGGCAUCUUGCCUCUGUCUCCCAUUUCCCGCCAAGUUCAGCCAAACGCUAAGGGGGAAGAGGUGGAUGGACUGCGAGGGCAAACACCCCAGAACAUGAACCCCUCCUUUACACCUCCAUCCUCUUCUUCCUCCCCUCAUCUCUCCUCUCCUCUGCCUUCGGAGAGAGGAGUCAGGGCAUCCGGUGGGCAGAACAAUCCCUCCUUUUUAUGACUUUUUAAUUUUAAAGCACAAUUUAACUAAACUGACUGUUUUUAGCUAUACCGCAGUGUCUAUGUGUGUAGAUGUUUGCCAUGAUGCUAGUUACUGAGGCCUUAGCUCACCUCUGACUGGGGUGUCAGCUCUCGACACCUUCUCAGUCAUUAAUUAGGUUAGGUAGUUUUCCUGUGAGGCUCUGGAUGUUCAGCUACAGGUAGAGGAGGGAGGAAAAGGUCAAAUGUAAGUGGACAAAGGUUCGUGGAUGUGGAUUAGAAAAGAACGAGUUAAGAAGGCAUAAAAUGAAGGGAGAAUGUGGUCUUUAUUCAUGUCAGAAGGUAAAGUAAGUGAAAGGCAAAGAGAGAAGGGCUGAGCAUCCAGUCUCGCUAUUCCAAGGGCUUGUUCUGUAGUGGGUUGGAAAAGCUUUAGUGUGUAACAACUAUGCCCAUUAUACAGUGAAUGCUUCAUGGUCAUCUCCAAACAAAAACAGUCACAAGAGAAGGGAUUUAACAUGCUUUUAUUACUUGAGGGCUUCAAGUGCUAGCUGGCUUGAUAGCAUACUGCCAGGCUAAUCUUGUAGUCAGACCACAACAUUAACAUGCCAGUAUUAAUGCUAACAUGAUUUUACAGUAGUUCAUUGUUACAGAUGUCUGGUGACCGUCCAUGUGCCGUGCCCCGAUUCCCGCCUUCCUUGCAAGCGUCUGCAUGACAUGUCAAAGGCAACCUACAGGCCUACAAGUCCCAGCAUGCACCUGUCGGCAGACGGGUGGGGCCAGGUUGAAGGCGAGGUCAGAACCAUAGACGUCAGGCCUUUUUCCUUUAGGUCCUAGUGUUUGUGUGUUUUUUAAUGGUAUGAGGCCUUAAGUAGAAGCCAGCACCGAUUAUGAUUUGUGUUCCUGUUAAGCCAUGUUUGUAUAUAUUAGUUGCACUUAGUGGGAUUUGGAGCUUGUGUUAAUUUGAGGAUCACUGGUGGGCCUUUUUAAAAGCAAAUUUUAUCAUUUCAGUUCCCAGCCACCAUCCUUAUCUCAGGCCUGUGGGGCGUUCAGCUUCAGUCUGUUAAGAGGGAAAACACAUUAUUUUAGUUGUAUAAUCACAUCCAGGUGUAUUAUGUGUGGGUCUCGCAUGUGUAGUUUACACACUGGCCAACAGGUGGGAGUAUUCCUGUAGGAAAGCAUAUGAAAGUUCAUCCUACUUUAUUCAUUACUACUUUAUAUUCUAUAAUGUCAUGUUUAUAUACAAGGAAGCAUAGAGCUUUGUGCUUGACACGUGACCCUUCAGUGCUGUUGUCCCUAACAACCGUCAGUCCAACCAGACCUUCCCACUCAGCUACUGCACUUUUACUUUUUUUUUUUAUUUAACUUUGUUUUAGUGACACCACUAUCUGAAGUAUACAGAUUCUAACAUUAAUGAGAAAAUGUAGCAUAUUUUGUGCCUGUUGUAACAAUGUCUGCUAGCUUAAGAUUUUAAUAUAUGCAGCUUUUUUCGCUUUCCACAUGUCCACAGAAGGGAAUUCAAAUUAAGCCAAAAGUGAUACUUUUAUUUUUUUUCCAAGUAAUGAAAUACACACGUGAUGCUUUUUGUGCUAAUUUGCUUUAACAUGUUUGACAAAGGAAGCUUCUGUUUAAUUGUAGGAGUGCAGAGAAGAGGAUAGACGGCUCAUCCAGACUGUUCAUAUCUUUAGAUUUGUUGUAGUUGUCAUAUUAUCCGUUUCCAGUAAAGCAGGAAGUUCAGGUUUGGGGCUUUCUUUGGCUAAAAUAUAAAAUCCUAUCACUUGCCUCCCUUCUAAGAUCAUGAUCCUCUGUAAACUACUCAUGGCUAUUAUUCAGUUUUUUUUAAUAAAGCAAUGGAAACAAA